AUGCUGAACAAAAUGAUCUCCUCCCUCCAGCGCCAGACAAUGAGAAGUCGUAGGCUAAAGGGGGCGCUGUCCAACCCCCUCUUUGUGCUGCUCUUGGCCCUUCAAAUUUUGGUGGUCGCCGGGCUAGUUCGUGCACAGACGUGUCCUUCUGUAUGCUCGUGCAGUAACCAGUUCAGCAAGGUCAUAUGCACCCGUCGCAGUUUACGAGAUGUGCCAGAUGGUAUAUCAACCAACACCCGUUACUUAAACCUCCAGGACAACCUAAUACAGGUGAUCAAGGUGGACAGUUUCAAACAUCUGCGGCAUCUGGAAAUUCUCCAGCUGAGCAAGAAUCACAUCCGCAGCAUUGAAAUAGGCGCCUUCAAUGGACUCGCAAGUCUGAACACUUUAGAGCUCUUUGAUAAUCGACUCACGACAAUCCCUAAUGGAGCAUUCGAGUAUUUGUCCAAGUUAAAGGAAUUAUGGCUUCGGAAUAACCCCAUUGAAAGUAUACCAUCCUAUGCCUUCAACCGAGUCCCGUCGCUUCGAAGGUUAGACCUAGGUGAGCUUAAGCGGCUCUCCUACAUUUCAGAUGGCGCGUUCAAGGACUUGAGCAAUCUGCGCUAUUUGAAUUUGGGAAUGUGCAACCUCAAGGAGAUCCCGAACAUCUUACCACUGGUUAGAUUAGAAGAGUUGGAAAUGUCUGGAAAUCAGCUGUCCGUUGUCAAGCCGAGCUCAUUUACAGGAUUAGUCAACCUCCAGAAGCUAUGGAUGAUGCAUGCCCAAAUCCAAGCAAUUGAGAGGAAUUCCUUUGAUGACUUGCAGUCGCUAGUGGAGCUUAACCUUGCUCACAACAACCUUACCUUUCUUCCGCAUGACCUUUUCACACCACUGCAUCGUAUGGAACGGGUCCACCUUCAUCACAACCCUUGGAAUUGCAACUGUGAUAUCUUGUGGCUCAGUUGGUGGCUGAAAGAGUCUGUACCCGCGAAUACAAGUUGCUGUGCCCGCUGCCAUACUCCGACACUCUUCAAAGGUCGCUACAUUGGAGAAUUGGACCACAGCUACUUCCAGUGUGAUGUUCCUGUCAUUGUGGAGCCACCCUCUGACUUAAAUGUGACAGAAGGCAUGGGUGCAGAGCUGAAAUGUCGUACCAGCUCCUUGACAUCUAUCAGCUGGCUCACACCAAAUGGCUCACUGGUGACACACGGGGCUUAUAAGGUGAGGCUGGCUGUACUCAAUGAUGGGACACUUAACUUUACCAGCGUCACGAUGCAAGACACUGGAACGUAUACCUGUAUGGUCAGCAACACAGCGGGCAACAUCUCCGCCUCAGCAGUGCUCAAUGUCACGUCUGUGGAAAACAGUGGCGUGACCUAUUUUACAACAGUCACGGUGGAGACCAUCGAGAGCCCAAGUGAUGACAGCCACACUCCGCUCCCCCCAUUUGGUUGGGUGUCAUCCUCGACGACAAAAACAACUCCCGUUUCAACGAGGACCACAGAGAGGACUUUUACAAUUCCAGUUCUGGAUCUGGAUGGAGAAGGAGCCCUCAAUGGUCUGGAUGAGGUGAUGAAAACCACCAAGAUUAUCAUUGGCUGCUUUGUGGCCAUUACACUCAUGGCUGCGGUUCUACUUGUUAUUUUCUACAAAAUGAGGAAGCAACAUAACCAGCAGGAUCCUGAUGGUCCAGCUUCCUCUAUGGAAGUCAUUACCGUUGAAGAAGAGCUCGCAGGUGUUGCCGCUAUUGACAGACACCUAUCGCUGCCCCCACUGGAGCACUACAACCACUACAACACCUACAAGAGCUCUUAUCACCCUUCUAUGCUCAGUACCAUACACAGCUCUACUACACAGGAACAUUUACUGAUUCAAGCCUGCUCAAAAGACAAUGUACAAGAGACCCAAAUCUGA
This is a messenger RNA of Nerophis lumbriciformis (worm pipefish), 1893 nucleotides long. NCBI's taxonomy places the organism in Eukaryota, Metazoa, Chordata, Actinopteri, Syngnathiformes, Syngnathidae. The record is from RefSeq and is a predicted model, not a curated record.